Molecule: messenger RNA, 9366 nt
Organism: Cladocopium goreaui
Lineage: Eukaryota; Dinophyceae; Suessiales; Symbiodiniaceae
Source: the annotation of a GenBank genome assembly
AUGACUGCACAGUAUGCCAACCUGAAGCCACAGACAAUCGACAGCCAUGCCAUUUCAGGCGAAGUUGCUGUCCUCAAAUGGUCCCACAGCAUUGUCGAGGAGUACAACUUCAUCAAUGAGUUCGCCGCCAUUGAGAAUGCGCGUUCCCUUGCAUUCGAAUUGGGGACCUAUGAUGGAAUCUCCAGUGACACAAAAUCAGCUACGCUCACACACAUGGCUCCUUCACCUCGUCGAAGCUUGGGUUUUGCUUCGGACGUUGAUGUUCUGAUGGGCCUGGAUGAUGAGUUAACCAUGUACAAGAUCACCGUUCCCGAUGUAUGUCUUGGCAAUGGUACAAUGCCUUGGAGUGCGGGUCUACUUCGAGGAGGAGAAUUUUCCAACAUCAAUUUUGACUUCAAUGCAGAUCAAUGGCAGUGUCCUGCUGGCCACAGCCUCAUUGACUACGCCAAUGGAGAGAAUACUGCUCCCCCAGUUGAGGCAGCCACCAUGUUCCCGAGCGCUGGCGCUGCUGACACCACUGAUGCCACCCCUGGACCAGGUCACCAUCGACCUCCUCGAGGAGACGUCCAUAUGCCGUCUUGGGGACAGAAUAUACGACAACUGCUGGAAGAAGAAGGAGAAGUGAGUGAUGAAGAAGAAGGUCCGGUCAUCAUGGUCAGCUCCUUUUACAUUGACCACGAGACACACAGGUUUCAUGAUGAGCCUAGAAUCCUGCGCUUUGACCAGGAAUACCAAGAAUGGGAGGCUGAUGUACGGUUCAUAUGGGAAGACAUGGUGGACAACCAAGCCUCAUUGGACAUUGUCAUUGUACGUCCUGAACCACCACACAUCCCUUUCCGAGGAACGGUAGCCACCGUCAUUGUGCACCAACAUUACAGAGCAGACCGGGCUGCGUGCCUCAUCACUGCAGUGCACAUCAUGGACCCAGUGACCACCUUCCGACAUUCUGCUCACUCGACUGAUCUCCUACUUCCUCCUGCACGAGUCCGACAUUUGGCGGGUGUGGAACAAAUUUGUCUUCAGCGUGAGCAACAAGGAAUUGAUCGCUGCACAGUCCACAUUGGUCAUCAACUACAACCCGAUGAUCAAGACAUCGCCACUUUUCAUGGACUGAGUGUACACAUCCGCAUCCCCUCUUCUCUUUCCAUUGAAGAGGCGGAACAAAAUCUCUGCCGUCGAGUACAACAACAACGACACCACAGACAAGGAGACAGCUGGGACCCUCCUGAAGUUCCCGAAGGACCGCCAGAAGCAGACCAUCCGCGACCUGAUCCUACGGGAGCAAAUGGACAACCUCAGGAUCCUGAAGACGCCGUUCCCUUCAUGGGAAGAAGACCACAUCGGCCUGCCCGACGGCAACCGAUUGAGGUAUCAUCUACGUCAAAUUCGCCUGAGACGGUGUCCUCAACUGAACGUGGAUUGGACUGGAGACAAACGGUUAUCUUCACCAUGGAUGGACUGUCCACAUCAGCUCAACUUCCAUGGAGUGAUCCGGAUGCACUUUUUGGUCAAAUUGCAGCUGCUCUGAACUUUGGCAGAAGAAACAUCUUGCGAGUUGUCGCAGUACCACACAGACCUUUGGACUAUGAGCCAGUCCACCUACAUUGUAUGUUGCUCCAGCGGUCCACCGAGUUUCGACCAUCUCCAUAUGUUCGUCUCGUUUUGAUUGACAGAGAACUACAUGUAGAGCAGAAUGUACAGACUUCGCCCUUCCGCAGAUUCCCAACAUGGAUUCCACACAUUCUCACAAGAGCUGGCCUCCUGAAUGAACUUGGCCUGGGAGAACUAUGUGAUGCCCAAGAUCAACCAUGCCAUGUUUGGAGAAACAAUGUACUCAUUGAGGAGCAAGCCACGGAGAACUUGUACAUGGCAGAUGGAGACUAUAUCAGGAUCUUUGUGGGCGACUUGCCAAACUCUGAGACAUGCUUGUCAGAUCUUGAUUUGGGAAACAACGAGAGUGCGGAAGAAGGCCUGAUCACAAAUGAUACUGAGGAAGUCAACCUUUUCCAAAAAGCGAUGCGACACCUCAAGCAGGACUGUGCCAACCUGCUACACAAUCUGGAACCAGCCACAUGCAAAGUUGCACCUGACCACGUUACGACGGGCAGACCUAUUGGACUUCCAGGAUCAACACAACAAGACCAACGCCCUGCUGCACCGACACAGGAUUUCCAUCAAGGUGAUCUUCAACGACUGAGGAACUGGUUUGACAGAGAUGCACUCAUUGAAUGCAGUGAUGAAGGCGAAAUUGCCUACAUUGACACAUGGUACAUCCAUCGCCAACGACAAACCAUUUGUCGCGAAGCACGACCCAUCAGACUUGGAGCCGAUCCCACCAGGUGGAGGACUGACAUUCUGGAACUAUGGCAAGAUAUCAUUGACCCCAACUUGGCCACGACCAUACAUUUGGUGCAACCGCCCCCGCCGUGUGCCAUGACAGAGUGUGUUCUUGUCCAUUUGAUUCUAGAACAAUCCACAAGACCUCAACAUGGUGUUGGACUUAUCACCAUACACGUCCGCGACCGACAUGGAGAUUCCACGAGGCAUGGGGCCUACUCACUUCCCAACAUCAUGACAGAGCGCAAUGUGCUGCACCUGGCCGAGAUGUUCAUCUACUGCCAAGCCAGACUAUGUGCUGUCAGACUUGGAGCUCUGCCCUUUGGUCUUGCUGAUUGGGUAGAAAUACCUCGGGCCGCCAGCUUGGUCAUCCACAUACGACCUCUCAUCUUGCCGCAGGAUGACGAUGACCAUAUGGAGCUCAUGCAACGCUCCCGCACCAGAUGGAGACGUGAGCCUUCUACACCAGCAGAUGAUGCGCACGCACCAAAUGAUGGACUUGCAACGUCAUCAACCAGCAGACGAUGUGCACGUUUCGUCUUCAAUCCUGGAGCACCAGCAUUCAAUCCACUGACCCCCAACUUGAAUACAAUGCCUGAAGAGAUCCAAGAACUACACCAACACUGGAUCCGGACUGCGUUUAGUUGGGAGGGUGAAACAGCAUCAACCAGGAUCCAAACAUGGUUCGUCGAUCAACACGACCAAAAUUUCUGGACAUGCACUCGGCCCAGAACAGUCCGUCUUUACGAGGACUAUACGCAGUGGGAAGCUCAAAUCCGCCAGACGUGGCAGGAUAUGUUGAAUCCAGCAAUGCCAUCGAUCAUUCAGGUCGUGACUCCCACUCCCAUCAACACACAUCGCGAGACGGCAGCUCAUGUGCUCCUGAUCCAGCGGCCGCAUGAAGUCUUUGCCACCGUUCUGACGACAGUGGUCGAUCUUAGUCAUGCAAGACGUGCUGUUACAAUGCAACUUGCAAUCACCACCCAUGAACACAUGUAUGUUCAGAACUUGCUGAUGGCAUUGGGACUGGCCGGACGAUGCCUUGCGACAGGGGCUGCGAUGACAUGCCAGACUUGGUAUGAUCGAUUCCUCAUCCAGCCGGGAACGGUCUUUCCUGCUCGCAAUGGACAAGGACUUCUGAUCCAAAUGCACAGGAGACCUACCUAUCAAGACAUGCGCGACGGCACCAACCUUCUUCAAACAAAAGUGCAAAUCAUCCAUCGUGAGCGCCAAACACAUGGGCAGGUGGCUCACACCCAUGGGCCACGAUUGGAUACAUCAACCUGCACACCCUCCAUCUUGGAAGAGGACAUGGAACCUCCUUGCCCUGCCACAGGCAUUAUCUACAUCCACUGGCCACCGACCUACAGAUCUUCCACCCAAAUCCCACACUUUGUGGAGGUUGAAGUUCCAGGCACACCUGAACAAGUUCGUCAAGAACUUCACAGCAUGGGCUAUGAAGGUGAAGUUUUCUCAUGUGGCCAGCAUGAUGCCGUGUAUUUUCAGCCUCGUAUCUUCCAUCAUGAAGUGAUGCACAUCUAUUGCAACCAGGACACGACCACUAAGAAUGGCAUUCAUGUGCAACGUGGAAUUCCUGCGGAGGAUGACAUCACUCACAUGAAGAUACUAUAUCGGAAGGGUUUUCACAAAGCAGUGAUUACGCACCGUGAACACGUCAAUGACUAUGUCACGUUCUUGCAUUUUUGCAACGUGGAGCCCAAGCAUGAAGAGGACCACAAACCACUGAGGUUGCCCACACCUUGGCCCUCACCACAGCCACUGCAAAUCAACAUGACCAAACCUUUCUUUGAUAAAGGUUUUGAUCGAUCACGAUCUGCGCAUGUCAUUGAGGUAGACUGUCAGGAGCUUCAAGCAUUUUUCAAUGCGCCACCUCUGCAGUUGAUUACAGACAUCACUCCAUAUGAGGUGCCAGACUUCAUACAAGAGGCCAUCGCGCAAUGUCGACCGCUCUCUCGACAUGACAGAUUGAUCAUUUAUGCGGAUGGAUCCUCUCAGAGCAAGAAAAGACAUUGCUCGCCUCUAUGGACUGACCUGCAUGAAGUGAGCGACUCUUGGUGCUUUGCCGUUUUUGCGGAACAGUACCCUGACCAAGAUGACAAUUCUGGACGAAACCUGGAGUUCAUUGGCCUGACUUGUCAACAGAUCCUUUAUGAACCAGAUCGUCCUCAUCAUGUUGGUACAGAUCACAUCGGCUCCGAUGCAGCAGAAACCGAGGCACUGUUGUGGAGCGCUCUUUGGCGGCUUGCACAGAACCACAGGCUCCCGACUAUCUUUGUGACUGACUCUCUUCUGGUGGGUGGACAAGGGAGCCCUACAAUAUCCUACAAUGAGUUGGUAGAUCAUUUUGCCAAGCUUGAAGGACGAGACAGUCAGUACCUUCCACGGCAGCAGAUCAACAUGCCCACCUUUGGGCGCAUUUUGCGUGUACUUUGGAUGGUCCUGGCACAGGACGGAGAUUUGCCCAGAUCCUGUGACGGAGGGCUUGCCAUUCCACCGCCACAGCUCCCAGAGGAUGCAUCUCACACCGUCUCAACUGCAGAGCAACACACAGUGCGCACAGAUGUGGCUUUGAGUUUUGCAACGGCAAAUGUCCGCACCUUCUACAAGGGUGCUGAUGGUACACCUGGCAAGUUGCAUUAUGUGCGAGAACAAUUCAAACACCUCCACCUCCAUUUUCUUGGAUUGCAAGAGACUCGCACAACAGCCUGCUCGACGACCACAGCAUCUGUUCUUCGACUGGCCAGUGGCGACUAUCAUGGACACCAAGGAGUGGAAUUGUGGGUGAACCUCAAUCAACCAUAUGGUUGGCAAAGUGGUCGACCCCUUUACUUCACCAAGAAAGAUAUUGUGGUCACCUUCGCCAGCCCAAGAUGUAUGCUUGUACGUGUUCACAAUCUACACUUGGACUUCAUGAUUGCUGUCAUCUAUGCUCCGCAAAGCGGUAUUCCACAUUCAGAACGUGCUGAUUGGUGGAAUGACACAAUGAUCAGCAUUCAGGACGCUGUUCAAGACAAAGAUUUAGUUCUCCUCAUCGAUGCGAAUGCGGCGUCUGGUGAACAGGAUGCUAGACAUGUCUUCCAGCAAGAUGACAAGCAUACCAGUGGCACAGGAUUCCUACGGGAACUACUGGAGACAACGAUUCCGGAACUGGAUUUGGGCAACAUUGGGGAUCAUACAGCUGUCGGACUGGAAGUGCAGUGGUUUCAAUUCUCCUCGCACAGCCCAUCAAAUGGACACAAUGCCAGAAACUAUGACCGUACUGCCAUUGCUCACAGCACACUGGGACCACAACUCUGCGGCUAUGUGCCUUUGGAUUGGGAUGCGGACAUUGCAACACAGGUUGAUCAUUGCAAUCAACAUCUUGUCCAGACAUUACAAAGCCAUUGCCCCAAACGCAAAACUGGCCCCAAAAAGCCCUUCAUCACAGAGGAGAUGUGGGCGCUUCGAGCUCAGAAACUUCAAGCAGGUCGUCGUCUUCGUCAACUCCGUCGCAUGCAGGCCAGAGAAUUGCUUGCGAGAGCAUUUGCCUGUUGGAACCAACCGGAAAUUGAUGUCCCUGGCGAGACCUUUGCUAUCUCAUUACAAUGUGCACUUCUUAAACAUGGAGUUCAAUUUCAGCGUUCCAACUUUGCUCUAAGAAGAAAGCUGCGUGAAGCACGAGGACAAGCCCUUCGAGACGCAGUCUCGACCUUGCCACCGGAAUGCCACGCCAGUGACAUCCUCCAAGCCCUCAAGCCAUUGAUUGGACCCACAAACAUGCGACACCGGAGAGAGAUGCCAUUACCUAUGGUCAACGAUGAGAAUGGUCGUCCAUGUCGUACCCCACAGGAAUUGACCGAUCGAUGGGCCAACUUUUUCGGAGCCAUGGAAGGGGGAACCAGGAUGGAUGAGAGGCAGCUGAGAAACCUCUGGAAGCAGAAUCUACAGGAGUGCAUUCCUGACGGGCUCCGACUCAUUUUCCUGGACUUGCAGGAAGCCUUUUAUCGCGUCAUCCGCCCUCUGGCGGUCGGUGGCACUCUUCCAGACGCGGUUUUGGGACAAAUUGCUGCUCGCUUGAACCUUGAUGAUCAAAUUCUUCACGACCUUCAUGAACUCCUGCAGAGUCCAUCUGCUACGGAACUUGCUGGUCUACCCCAACAUCUUCAAGUUGCUCUUCGGGCCUUGCAUACUGAUACGCACUUUUGGGUUGCUGGCCAGACAGACUAUGUGCGCACGGCAGUUGGCACUCGACCCGGCGACCCAUUCGCCGAUGUGGUGUUUGGGUACAUGUUUUCUCGAAUCCUCAAAUCGGUAGAGGCUCAAAUGAUACAAGCCGACCUGAUUGAACAUUUCGAGGAUGCCGAGACCAAUGGCCUUUUUCCAAGUGCCAGGGCACCGACAAGGCCUCUGCCCUUUUUAGGGCCAACUUGGAUGGAUGACUUGUGCGUCACAGUUUCCGCUCCAACAGCCCAGGCCAUUGAGACCAAGACUGGUGUUGCAUGUGGAAUUCUUCUGGAUGCUUGUCAACGCCAUGGGGUCACACCGAACCUUCAACGAGGGAAAAGUGAGAUCUUAUUUGCCUUCAGAGGCAAAGGCUCCAGACCACUCCGCAACAAAUACUUCGGUCCAUCCACUGCCGGCAAGAUGACUAUUCUGACUGAAGGAGGCAGCAGAGAGAUUGUCGUUGUCGGGCACUAUCAACAUCUAGGUGGACUCAUUCAUCAUAGUGGAGAGACGCGCUACGAGAUGAGAAGGAAAGUUGCCCAAGGUCACCAGACCUUCACGCAACAUCGGAAGACUCUCUUCCAAAAUGGUCACCUUCCAUUGCGGAAGCGCAGUGAGUUAUUCCAGACUUUGGUGGCUAGCAAGGUUACGUAUGGGACCGAGUCAUGGACGCUCAUGGACAAGAUCAACAAGCAGUAUUUUCACAGUGCCUACAUGCGCCUUUAUCGCCGCCUGAUGAAGCUGCCUCAUGACAAGCCCAUGUCCGACGAGGAAGUCUCAGUCAUUCUUGGCCUGCCACAACCGACCACAGUGCUACGAGUAGCCAGACUUCGCUAUCUUGCUCUCCUCUACAAGUGCGAACAUGUCACACCAUGGGCUGUACUGCGAGCCGACUCGCAAUGGAUGGCCUUGCUUUGUGAUGACCUACAGUGGCUCUGGGACCUUGUUUGCUCGACCACGACGCUCCCGGCGCCACGUGAUCAUUUUGGUCCAUGGGAAAAUGUGCUCCGCUACCAUCGAACCUAUUGGAAACGACUUCUUCAACGAGCAGUGCAGCUUGAACUUUUGCAUUCAGAAGAUCGUUUAUUGCUUCUACGUUUGCACCGAGAUGCUUUUGGAUUCUUGGCCGACAAGGGACCGCUGGCCUAUCGACCGCAGCUCUAUCAACCAGCCCCUACGCAAGACCAUCAGAUCUUUGGAUGCAUGCGCUGUAGCAAGAGAUUCAAGAGUCAUGGAGAAGAAGGUGCACAUCUCUGUCGAGCACAUGGCAUCGUGGCACCAGUCCGACGCCUUUAUGAUGGAACGACUUGUCCAUCAUGCUUGCGGGAGUACCACACCUUUGCUAAACUUCAACAACAUUUGCGAUGCACUGCGCAAUGUCGACAUCUUCUUCAAGGACAACGUCAACACGCGGUACCUGCACCAGGAAAGGGUUCUCUUGCCAAUGAGAGACUCCAUAGAGCGCACGAUGGACUUGUGCCCACUUUGCAAGCACAAGGACCUAAAGAUGCGCGCCACAGACCACGUGCUGAUGAACAUUUCUGUGACAGUCUUUAUGAAGAUUUGGUCUCGGCAUGUUUUGAUCAUCAGGACCAACCAGAACGAGACCUUUUUCACGAACUUUAUGAGCGCAUCCAGACCCACCCUGUGAGUUGGACGAUGACCAAACGGACAUUACACUACAUUGCAGAGUCCCUCACGCUCGAAGAUGCCAACUUGGCCCACCUUGGCCUAAUGGAGUGGAGACAGCUGCUCUAUCGCCUUGCGGACUUCCGUCAGUGGAGCUUCCUUGCAGAGGAUUUCUGCGAACGGUCAACGGACCAAGAUCUUGCGCUGCCGCAUUAUGAAGACUGGUGCAGAGAACUACAAGCUCAUGAUCCCCCACGCUUCGUCGAGCCGACGGUUCCUCGCGUCCAUUUUCAAGAACGUGUGGUGGUGCAUGCCUACUCAGGCCGCAGGCGCUACGGGGACUUCCAGUGGUACCUCGACGCCACCGCGGAGAGAACUGGCAUUGAGAUGCUCUUUGUAGUAUCACUUGACUUGGUGAUUGACCAGCAAUGGGGUGAUAUCGGCAGACCUGAGUCGUACCAAUUUUGGACGAAUGCCAUUCGCAGUGGAUACGUCCUUGGGAUGCUUGGAGGUCCCCCCUGUUGCACGUGGUCCGCAGCGAGGGGCAAAGUGGACAUGACCAUGCAACGACAGGGCAAGACUGGGCCCCGACCCAUUCGAUCUGCGGAGGAUCUAUGGGGAUUCUGGUCACUCUCACUCAGAGAGAAGCGCCAGAUCAUGGACGGCCACAAGCUCUUGGCGUUUAGCAUUAUCUGCAUGAUCCUCCUUGACGAGGUUGACGGCAGUGGCAUUUUGGAGCAUCCUGCUGAACCUUCCGACACAGGCAGCCCAAGCAUAUGGAAGCUUCCUCUCAUCCAGCUUCUCCUGACUCUGCCGGGCUUCGAGAAGGUCACAUUUGCUCAGGGACUCCUUGGUGCUGACAGUGCCAAAAGCACGACGCUGUUGACACUCAACCUGCCGUCCUUGCCUCUUCAUCUUCGAGCCAAUGCAAUCAGUGCAGAGCUUCCCAAAGGUCGAUCAAUUGGACUUGACCAAGAGGGUCAUUUCCGUACUGCGGUACUCAAGGAGUAUCCGCCGGCGCUGUGCAGUGCAUUUGCUGCCAGUUUUGCCACGUUUUUAGCAUCAAUGCCGAUGCCAAGCAGCCAGCAUCACAUUCCCGCAGAUGUAAAGGACACAAUCUUGGCCAUGGUUUGCACAGAAUUCACAGAAACCAUUGGACCAGACUGUGUGAAGUGA